Indicator indicator is the source of this 366-nucleotide messenger RNA. Its product is annotated as mitochondrial import inner membrane translocase subunit Tim9-like. Lineage: Eukaryota; Metazoa; Chordata; Aves; Piciformes; Indicatoridae. The record is from RefSeq and is a predicted model, not a curated record.
AUGGCUGGACAAAUAUCAGAAUCUGCUCGGAUCAAGAAGUUCAAAGAGUUUCUCAGGACAUAAAAUACCAUUACAGAAAGCUUCCUGGAUUGCAUAAAAGAUUUCACUAACAGAGAGGUUAAACCAGGAAAGAUGACUUGCUCAGACCACUGCCUGCAGAACUAUUUAAAAAAUAUACAAAAGAUCACCAUGAGAUUUCAGGAAUGCCAUAUUCAUCAGAACAAAGCUCUGGCAGCUAAAGCAGGACUGUUUGUCCAGCUCUUCUCACCUUGGGGUAUGGGAAUGGGAAAGAAUGUCAGAAAGGGGAAAAGAUCCCUUAAAAGAGAGUUUCUGCUCCAGACACUGCCUCAUCAAACUGCAACCUAA